AGCACAUAACAUGAUGAACUUUGCAGGAUGCCCUCAUUCAGUGUGGUGGAGUUUGUGGAUGAAAUUGACCCUGAUGGCUGCAAGAAGGUGGACAUCAUUCCAUCCGAAUGGUUCGAGGGCACCGACGGAAAAUUAUGCUGGUGGCCACCAGCCACAUUGCUCAAUGUGACCAAGGCCGUGAAAGAGAGCACACCACCAGCUCAAAACUGGAUUCUGUGUAAUAUGCGUGUGAUGGGAAAUGCAGCUACUUAUGCGGAGGCCAGGGUAAAGCUUCAUCAAGCCGAGUAUACAUCCGACCUGACAGACACCGAAGAUGGCUUGAUAAAGAGAAAGGCAAGAUCAAAACUCUUCCAGAGUCAGAGCAAGCAUCUAGAAUCAAGUGAGCAUUCUGAUUCAGAGGACGAACUUCCACCCACUCCCCCAGAAAAACACCUUUGGCCAGCAGCAAAUAAAAUGACCAGCCAGAUUACCAGCCCCACUGCCCAGCGAGUUGCCAGCCCCAGUUGUGAAGCCAUGUUCUCUAAACUUCUUACAAUUGUUGAAGAAAUUAAGGAGACCCAGAAGGUUCAUGGUAAGAUGCUAAAUGCCUUGCUGAAGAAGCAAGAUACAUCAGUGAUGGAGGUUCCUGAUGGUGUGGUUUUCCCACUGCAAACUCAAGCAGACGUUGAGGCGCUUGAGGAGCUACUGGGGGACCGCAGUCUAAUGUCUGCUGUUGUUGCCAUGGUGGCAGACAUAGGGGGCACAAAUGUAGAUGACGCAACGAGACGAAUGAUGAAAUACAUUCUGUCAAACGAGCUGGCAUUGGACUACAACAUGUUUGGCCGUCACGGGAAAAAGAAGUUUAAGGACUUGUGUCUUUUCAACGUUCUGUACGAGGCUCUUAAGAAGAAUUCGUUGACUGCACAGGUGAACCAGCAGGAGGCAGAGAGGGCACUGUCGAAAUGGUUCACUGGGGCAAGAGACAGAGGAGGACGAAGGUUAUCUAGACAGCCAGUGCCAAAUUAAACAGAACUGAGCAGUGGUGGAAUGUGAGUGCAGAACAUUUGUAUUCAGCUAAAAGUAGAUUUAAACUGUUAAAAUAUUUAUAAUUUUUCAUCAAUAUUUUUAUCACAUGUUAAAAAAUAUUGACACACUGUUAUUUUCAUUAAUGAAUGUUGAUCAUUUUGUCUAUCAACAAAAACUUUCUAAAUAAAAAGUUGAAAUCA
Messenger RNA from Etheostoma spectabile (orangethroat darter), 1205 nucleotides. RefSeq lists its product as uncharacterized. The record is from RefSeq and is a predicted model, not a curated record. Lineage: Eukaryota; Metazoa; Chordata; Actinopteri; Perciformes; Percidae. Bases 28 to 1005 code for a protein of 325 amino acids. The transcript is spliced from 5 exons.